AUGUCAAAACGUCGUGACCAUCUACCGCGGCUCAGUAUCGCCCCAAAUCUCAAUAUGCAACAGCCUAUGGGUGGUCCAGCUCUGUUCUCACCUGCCCUGCCAACCAGCCUGCAGCAGAGUUUCCACCCAUCCUUCCCCGCUAACAACCCACUGCAAACUCCUAUGCAGACAUUCUUCAACCCACCCAUCAUGCCAGCCGCCCCCGGUCGCCCUACCCACCGUGCCAACCAGGCUAGCUUUCAACUCGCGGCAGCUGGCAUCCACCCACCCAGCUUUGUGACCCCUGUUGCUACACAUUUUCCCCGGCCAUCCAUGAUGCUUCCUCCAGGCGGCCAGCCUCAAGCACCGUCACAUCCCUUUCCAAACAGGAACAGGCGCCAGCUCAGCGUUGGCGGUCCUCCGAAAGCAGUGUUGGGCGGACCUGUCCGAAAGCUUAGCCCUCUACCGGCUAACGCGGCUGCUCAGGCUCCACCACAGAGGACGAAGAAGGUCAUUGUCAACCUACCGAAGGAAACAAUACUUGGAGAGGACGGAGAGCCUUCGACGCGUCCUUCCUGGGCUCGAUCACCGCUGGACAACCUGUUCGUGUAUGAAAAUACACCGGUUGCUCCGGUCGAAACGACCACUGCGGAAGUUUACCCUCCGGAUAACUGGAGGCUCGAGCUGCCGAGUUCCAUUGACGUUUACCUUCCCGGCAAGGUCGCUUGGGAAGCAAUAAAGCAGAAGGCAAUCGAGGAGAAACUGGAGAAGUUGGGAGUUGAACGUGGUUCAGGAAGUAAUGUUCCUCACAUACAUGCACCCCAUGCUCGGGCAGCAUCGAUAUCAUCCCCUGCGGACCCCGCGUUAUUGUUGUUCAAGUUGAAUAAACUCCAUCAGGCACAAGAAGGCAGCUCAGCGGGCAAUUCUUUGACUGUGUCGCCUCAGCCGCCAUUUGUUGCACCUUUUGGGCUUUCACCUUCCCCCAAUCGCGGUCCCCACUUGACCAACCGCCACGGCCAUACUAUGUCAUUAGCUCAGCUACCUUCUUAUCAAUCUUCGCUCUUCUCCGUAUCACCGACACCAUUUGGUACCUUUGGACCGAAUGGGGCACUGAGCUCUGUCGACAAUGACAUUUCGGAGGCGCCAGGCGAUGCAAUCCACGCUCCACAAGGUCGAGUUCCACUAGCGGCUCCGAAUUUCUUCCCCGCACCUCUAUCGGCAGUAGGAGGCAACAAGAACCAAAUUGAUUUCGCUCGUGGAUUUGGAUUGGAUAUUCCCUUGGAGUCUGAAGAGGAAUCAGAGGUGGAGGCAGUUCAGCCUAUUGAAGAGGAAGCCAUCGAGGAGGAGAACGAGAACGAGGGUGAUGUCACGCAGGAUAUGGAACUGGAGGGGGAGAAAUAUGAUGGCGAGAUUGUAGAGAUCGACGAUGGGACCACAACUGCAUCUCACAGUCGAUUGCAUUCUCGUCAUGUUUCGAAACUCUCAGCAGCGUUAUCUUUGCGGACCGUUGGUGGCAAUUUCCAGAAUCAAUUGCGAGACACCGUAGAGAAUGAUGGGCAAUCACCCCCGGAAGAGCAGCAAGACGAAUCUGAGGAGCAGGAGGUCCAAGAGCAGCAGCAACAGGAGGUUGAUUCAGUUGAGGAGUGGACUGGUUCGGAAGACGUAUAUCUUGGAACAGAAACGUCUGAUGAUGAGAGUAUUGGUGAAUGGUCCAACCCUUCGGACGAAGAAAGAGCUCGCCAGGAACGCGUCGAGCGUCGGAUGCGUAGUAGAACAUCACAACAACAGCAGAUCGACCAACCUCGACGCAUUCCUAACUUUCCCCGCCCUCCUGAUAACACAAACAUAUUCCACUCGCGGAGAGAAGACGACAUUAUCUCGAAUCCAAGUGAAGAGAAUCUUAUCAUGGGCCACCGAGCGGAGUUACUCGGCGUUGCCACUGAAGAAUACUAUCCUGGAGCGUCUACCUUUGGGCCUGCACCCCAUCUUCCUCAUUCCCGAGUAACAUCAGGCCAAUACUCAGCCCACGAUCCUGCUAUGGCGCACUCACGGCAUGGCUCGGACAACUACCACGUUGGUGGUUUCCAUCAGUCGGCCCUUUCAGCUGGUCGGCGAGAGUCUCUUAACCCAUUUGCCAAACCGUUCGUGUUUGGCGCCCCACGAGAGUCGACAUCUGGCUCGUGGCAACACCUUCCGCUAUCAAGUCCUCCAAUGCCAGUACCGAAUGUGUCGACACAUACUCGUCUGCCCUCUUUGGGCAAACCUCUCAAUGUUGCCGCUCCCGAGUUUAAGCCUGGUUCCUUCAACUUCGUUCUUCCAGGCGCACCGCAGAUGCCGCUUGCCCAGAUGCCACAUGUCCCACCAUUCCCUCAACCCCAAGCUGCGGAUGUUCUUGAGUCGGCAGAGUCUACGCCAUUCAAGGUGCAAGGCCGAGAAAAGAGGCAACGUCGCGAUUCGGAUAACUCUGUUGUGGAAGAGGGGGACAGCAUGUCCUCGUUCAGAUUCCCCAUGAAAUCUUCACCUCAAAGUAUCCGUCGCCGUCGUUCAGGAUCUUUUUCUGGCGACAUGCGCCACAAACUCAACCCAUCUGCGCAACCUUUCACGUUCGCUGGGUUCUCUGCUGUUGCAAAUAACAUGCCUUGGGUACCGAAGGAGUCUGACGCCGUGGACAUGCCACAGCCAGAUGUGGACGAGAAUGUGAACGAGUCGGGCACCGCCAAAGCUGACGAUAGCAACGCGCAUGUUGAGGAGAUCAGCCUCCCUUCUGCGACGAAACCCAAACGUGCCCCGAUUCCUCUGGACUUCAAACACCCAGUUUCGAACAAUACCGUUCCUGCUGGUCUGUUCAAGGCGUUGGUUAACAGCGGCGAUGACCGCACAAGGAGAGGUGUCCGCUCUCAUCUAAGCUCACGCGAAAUCUUCGAACAUGUGCACCGUCCCUCUAUGGAUGACUUGGAUGUUGCCCUCAUUUCGCAUGUCCGUCAAGGUUCCCGCAAUAGGCUUGUCACCGACCCCGGUGAGCGGCCAGCUUCGUCUCUUGACGAUGACGUCUUCACCUCCAUUCGCCAUAAUCGCCGCCGGUCCUCAUUACCUGAUGCUCUACAUGACAAGGAAUCAUCGCCCUCGGAGAUGUCUGUUUCUCCUCAGGAUCUUACUACCCACAUGGAACUCCACCGCAUUGAAAGCGUCAUUUCUGAACUCCUCGACGAGAAGCUUGCGCCCCUUCAAGCUGAGUUGUCGAAGAGAGAGCGCAAUGUUGAACCAGCAGUGGGAUCUACGACGGAGUCCAUGAUGGCGGAUAUCAUUUCUCUGUUCCGCGCCCAGCUGCAAGAGUCUGCAACCCGUAGUUUGGAGGAUAGUCAGAUGGAUGCCAGAGGAGAAUUAGAUUUUCAACUUAUCAAGGACGUCGUGGAAGAAAGUCACAAAGACCUCUUGGCGUCUUUCCAACGAGAAGUACACCGUAUCUCCCAACACGUCCUUGGCACGGCUGGGGUCAACAACGUCGGCAAAGAAGUCGUGUCGGUCAUUGAAGGCGUGGGCCAGAACACCGUUAGGGCUGUCGUCGAAGCCAUCUCCGAACUCUCUGCUCGUCAAGAAGCUGUGGCUCUCAACGCUCCUGCUCGUGAACGGGAUCUGAUUGUCGACAAGCUCGUCACAGUGCUUUCGCCUAUGUUCGAAUCCCUCCGUAACGACCCUGUAGAUUACGAAUUCUUGACCAGGGAACUUACACAAGCUGUCAAGCCACACAUCGCUCAGCUCAUCGACUUGGCUUCGGACAAACGGGAGACUGCUGGCCUCAUUGUGGACAGGAUCCUCCCCCUUCUGCCGUCACUGAAGAAUGUGUCCAUUGACACCGAUGCUAUCACUAUGAAACUUAUCACAGAAGUUCGCCGUGCCAUUGCGCCUAUUGACGCGUUCGAAAUCAAGGAGCAAGUUGCCGACCUCGUUGUCGAACGUCUCGACUCCCGUCUUGCAGUGCGCGAUAAAGCCUUCAACGUCAACAUCGUCACUUCGAAAGUCUCUGAGAGUGUCUCACAAUUACUUGAGUCUCUCAAGGCCGUUCCUUCCUCCGUUGAGCAACUUACGUCUGCACAGAGGGCAGCAGACGAGAGGCAAGAAGAACUUGUUGCCUCUCAAGGACAAAUUCUGGCAUCAGUGGCCGAUAUCCCCCUUAAAAUAGGAUCUCAAUUGGAAGAGUUCACGGCUGCUCAAGAAGUUGUAUUGAAGAAUCUCAGCUUACCCACCUCGCGUCCUGUUGAAACUAAUGCCAACCUUGUCCUCGUCACGAGCAUCGUCGAGGCCCUCGCUGAUGACCAGAAGACACUUGCUGAACAAGGCGCGGAGACUCUUACUCAGAGCAAGGUUCUCCUCGACAAACUCAACACUUUACCAGACACACUUACGGGUGUCGUGGACGGCCUUCAAACCACGUUGACCGAACUAAUUACGUCACGUGACAACUCUAAACGCGAAGCAGAAGAGUUACGCAAGCUUAAUACAGAUUACCAAAUCCAAGUAACCAAGGCACGCGCCUCACACGGCCAAGUCCGAGUGGAGAAGGACGUUAUAAACGAGAAGCUAGCCAUUGUCGAGGGAGACCGCGAUCGCCUGCGCGCUCAGGUCAAGGAGCUGCAGUCCGCUGGUACUGCAAAGGCUACGGAGACUGCUACUUUGGUGGCUCGCAAUGCGGAGCUUGAAGAAGCCCUUGCGAAGGCUCUUGCUCGUUUGCAAUCCACUGAUGUCGUUGCUCAAGCCAACCAAAGCACCAUCGCCGAUCUCGAGAAGGCGAACAGGGAGCUGAGUGCGGAGAAGGAGACCCUCCGAACAAAGGUUACCUCCUUGGAGUUUGAAGUUACUUUCGCCAAGCGUGAAAAGGAUACAGCCACCAAAACCCUGGAAGCCGUUCAGAAGCAACAUGAUCUGCUGGUAUCCCAGCAGAGCAAUUGGGACGUCCUCAGUGCGGCCACGGAGAAGAUUAAUAUGGUCUACCGCCUUUUGGAGAACGCAGAUGAUGAAGAGCAGCAGGAAUUCAGACACCAUCGCGAGCGAAGCAAGGCUUUGGAAAGCGAAAACGCAGCCUUGCAAAAGCGUCUGAAAGAGUUUGAAGCCAAGUUGGCGAACAGCGAGAAGGCUUCGGCGACGGCCCGCCAAACUCUAACACAAGCGCAACAACGUUCAACUGAAUGGGAGCGCCGCACCAAGGAGUACGAGGGCCAACUUGAAUUGGUGCGCACUCAGCUCGAGCAAGCGGAACAAACCCAGUCUCAGCUGGAUGCCGACUAUUCUCUCGUCAAGCUGCAGCUAGAAGAGCGAGAGGCUGAUAGCCGCCUGGUGCAGGACCGAGAGAACAAGCUGCGAGAUCAGAUCACCGCCCUCGAGUCCAAAUGUGUCCUGCUGCAGACAGAGCUCGAAAGGGCGAAUGCCUCUGCGAGAUUGUCUGCGUCGUCGACUGUUCCUUUCCGACCCCAGACGAAUGGCAAGAGUCAUCCCUCACCUCGCCCCGAUUCCCAAACCAGUACAAUCUACGAUAUGCGCACAGAAACGCCCACACGCCGCAUAAGUGCGUAUUCAAGCACGAUGCGAAAUCAGACGUCACCCUUGCCUGACGACGGGCCUUCCGUCCGUGAUUCUAUGCAUGCACCUGUGAACGGUCAGAGCAAGUGGGGUCCCCCAUCCUUGCAUUCCACCUCCAGCCGCUACUCCAGUCGCCAGAACGUGACAUCCACGCCGAAACCACGCUAUGCAGCAUAUAACAGUCAAUAUCGUGCCCCUUCCCCUACGCCUAGUGUCGUCUCUGUUGCACCAACACAAGGCGAAGAUGGCUGGUGGUCAUAA
Cyclocybe aegerita is the source of this 5814-nucleotide messenger RNA. The record is from the annotation of a GenBank genome assembly. NCBI's taxonomy places the organism in Eukaryota, Fungi, Basidiomycota, Agaricomycetes, Agaricales, Hemipholiotaceae.